Messenger RNA from Hibiscus syriacus, 1060 nucleotides. Its product is annotated as protein OSB1, mitochondrial-like. NCBI's taxonomy places the organism in Eukaryota, Viridiplantae, Streptophyta, Magnoliopsida, Malvales, Malvaceae. Bases 145 to 978 code for a protein of 277 amino acids. The record is from RefSeq and is a predicted model, not a curated record. Gene Ontology annotation, cellular component: mitochondrial nucleoid. Gene Ontology annotation, molecular function: single-stranded DNA binding. The transcript is spliced from 4 exons. Gene Ontology annotation, biological process: positive regulation of helicase activity; mitochondrial DNA replication.
UGUCUACAGAGCCCUCUUCUCAGAGAAGCAAAAACCCGCCGGUCAGUCCUCCGUUUUGAACCCCAGCCAAAUAUUCACUUCUCAAGUAUCUCAUCGGCAAGUAAGAGCGCCGGGGCUCUUCUAUCACUUCCCCGUGCUGUAUUUAUGAUCGUCCGUCGUCUUGGCGCGUUAAUCGGAAGACAUAUUUCCCAAAUUCCCCUUCCAAAUCGUACCUCAUUCCAUUCAUCCGCAGCUUCAAAUUGCAGACUCUCAAAUCAUAUCUUCGACGAUGAAGGAGGUAGCGUGGUUUACCGUCUGGCUCUUAGAUUCCAGCGCCCAACGACUGUGCAAGUGAAGCCUGGGUCGCGAAACCGCAUCAGCUUAAUAGGAACAGUGGAUGUGCCUCUCAAGGUUAUGAAUACCAAGAGCGAUAAGUUUGGGGUUCAGACUCGGCUCAUUGUCAAAAACCCCUAUGAUUCUGAUAGAAGAUUCAAGAUAGGGUUGAGAAUGUGGAAUGAGAUGGGGAGAAUCUGUAUGGAGCACGUGAAGCCUGGGGAUUUUAUUUAUGUUUCAGGGUUGUUGGGUUCUUUCUCUCAGGCUAAUGUAGAUAAGCAACUCAUAGUAUAUUACCAGGUAAAUGUGACAGAGUUGAAUUUUGUUGCCCAACAAGGUCAAAGAUCAAACACCCGAAAAUGUGAGGAAUUAGGAUCAAAACAAGAUGUAGGUGAAGCUGGUAUGGGGAGGUAUAAUAGCCAACAAUACUUGUGGCAAGUAUUUUUUACCAGCCCGUUCGAAUGGUGGGACAAUAGGAAAAGUAAGAAAAAACCAUCGCAGCCAGAUUUUAAGCACAAAGAUACUGGUGAAGCUCUCUGGUUGAAUCCUGAUGACCCUCCUUGGAUUAGAAAGCAACUUGAACUGCUUGAUUCAAGAUUAGCACAAGGCGUAGGUGACCAAGUAAGUCGUCAUAAUCGUAUUUCUGAAUGGGUGUAUGAUGAGUAGGAUAGAUCUACAAUACUCAAAGUAGAAGACAUGUAAUAUAAUUGUAGAGCUAUAGUAUUGUGGUUAACCAGGAUCAUGGUAA